Messenger RNA from Acanthosepion pharaonis, 1683 nucleotides. The record is from the annotation of a GenBank genome assembly. Lineage: Eukaryota; Metazoa; Mollusca; Cephalopoda; Sepiida; Sepiidae.
AUGAUCCACUUCUUUUUUUCUACUUUACUUUCUUUCCUUUUUCAUUUUUUUCCUGAAAACAUUCAAUCAUUAUCUUUCCUUCCAUUCCUUUCAUUUCCUUUCCUUUCCUUUCCUUUCCUUUCCUUCCUUUUCUUUUCUUUCCUUUCUUUUCUUUUCUUUCCUUCCUAUCCUUCCUUUUCUUUCUUUCUUUCUUUCUUUCUUUCUUUCUUUCUUUCUUUUCUUCCCUUUCCUUCCUUUCUUUCAUUUCUUCCUUUCCUUUCUUUUCUUUUCUUUCCUUCCUUUCCUUCCUUUUCUUUUUUCCUUCCCUUCUUUCCUUUCGUUUCCUUCCUCCCUUUCCUUUCCUUUCUUUCUUUCGUUUCCUUUCCUUCUCUUUUCUUCCCUUCUUUCCUUUCGCUUCCUUUCCUUCAUUUUCUUUUCUUUCCUUUCCUUCUCUUCCCUUCUUUCCUUUCCUUUCUUUUUUUUUUCUUUCCUUCCUAUCCUUCCUUUUCUUACUUUCUUUUUUUCCUUUCUUCCCGUUCCUUUCUUCCCUUUCCUUCUUUCCUUUCCUAUCCUUUCUUUCCUUCCUUUCCUUUUCUUCCUUUCCUUUAUUUUAUUUUCUUUCCUUCCUUUCCUUCCUUUUCUUCCUUUCCUUCCCUUCUUUCCUUUCCUUUCCUUUCCUUCCUCCCUUUCCUUUCUUUUCUUUCUUUCCUUUCCUUCAUUUUCUUUCUUUUCUUCCGUUUUUUCUUUUCGUUUCGUUUUCUUUCUUUCUUUCUUUCUUUCCUUUCCUUUCCUUUCCUUUCCUUCCUUUUUCUUCCCUUCUUUUCUUUCGCUUCCUUCCUUUCUUUUCCUUCCUUUUCUUUUCUUUCCUUUCCUUUCCUUCCCUUCCCUCCUUUCCUUUCUUUUCUUUUCUUUUCUUUUCUUUCUUUCCUAUCUUUCCUUUUCUUUCUUUCUUUCUUUCUUUCUUUCUUUCUUUCUUUCUUUCUUUCCUUUACUUUCUUCCUUCCUUUCUUUUCCUUUCUUUCCUUCCUUUUCUUUUCUUUCCUUCACUUCUUUCCUUUCUUUUCCUUCCUCUCUUUCUUUUCUUUUCUUUUCUUUCUUUCCUUACCUUCAUUUUCUUUCUUUUCUUCCUUUUUCCUUUUCGUUUCGUUUCGUUUCUUUCUUUCUUUCUUUCUUUCCUUUUUCUUCCCUUCUUUCCUUUCGUUUUCUUUUCUUCUCUUCCUUUCUUUUCUUUUCUCUCCUUUUUUCCUUUCGUUUCUUUCUUUGCUUUCUUUUCAUUUUUCUUUCCUUUUCUUUCUUUUCUUCCCUUCUUUUCUUUCGUUUGGUUUCGUUUCGUUUCCGCCCUUCUUUUUUUCCUUUCCUUUCCAUUUCUUUUCCUUUCUUUCCUUCCCUUCUUUUCUUUCUUUUCCUUCCUUCUGUUUCUUUUUUUCCUUCCCUUUCUUACCUUUACUUUCUUUCUUUUUUUUUCUUUCUUUCCGUGUUUUCUUUCAGCCCUUUUAUUUUCAUUUGUUUUCUUUUAUUUUCUUUCUUUCUUUCUUUCUUUCUUUCAGGAAUUUAUCUAUUUUCUUUCUUGCCUUUUCAAGCCUUUUUUCUUUCUUUCUUUCAUUUAUUGACAAUGUUUUGUUUUUCUCUGUUUCUACUUUUCUCUUUCCUUCUAUUUAUAGCGUUUUUUUUUUCCUUUUACUUCUUGUGGGGUCGUGUUGGUGA